Oldenlandia corymbosa var. corymbosa is the source of this 3353-nucleotide messenger RNA. The record is from the annotation of a GenBank genome assembly. NCBI's taxonomy places the organism in Eukaryota, Viridiplantae, Streptophyta, Magnoliopsida, Gentianales, Rubiaceae.
UAAAAAAAAACACCCCCACUUGGUGAUCACUUGGUAAAAUGAACCAUUAACCUACCAUUAAGUUUGGGUCAGAAACGAAGUAGUAUUAAUUUAUUCACCUUGGUAAAAGAUACAAUAGUUAUAUUGGAUCAAACUAAUGUACUCAUAAUAAUAAUGUAGAUAGAGAGAGAUAAGGACGAGUGAGAUUUCUUGGAAGAAGAUUGAUAGUUUUGGAAGUUUUGCAGUGGGCUUUUUAUAGGGUGGUUUUUAAUAGAAUCACAGAAACAGCAAAAAAAAAAAAAGAAUACUUACACACCAAAUGGACCUGCAUAGAAUACUAGAAAAGAGAUCAAAAGAAGUUUUUUUUCUCUCAUGUUAUUAUUAUUAGUACCUCAGUACUCCUAAUUCGUCUUAUUUGUCAAUCCCAUUCCUCCUCCUCCUAGUUAUGUUUUCUCUCCUCCUCCUUCCUCCUCCUUCCUCCUACCAAAUCCAAUUCCUUUCUCCACCGUCACCAUAAUAAUCAUUGUCUGAAACAACCCACAAAGAAAAAAAAUAAAAAGGAAGGCGAAAAGAAAGAGGUCCAAAAAUGGUGUUGGGAUGGAGAAGGGCGUUUUGUACAUCGAUCCAUAAAGAUCGGAGCUCCAACUCUUCUUCAUCGUCUUCAUCAGGGAGGCAUGACAAGAAUAAAAUUGCUAAUGAUGGUGGUGCCCAGAGUGAUCCCUCCACUCCAAAGUUUAGUUCUAAGCUAAGGUUCUUUUCCAAUCCUUCGACGCCCCGGUUGCAAACUCCGCCGGUUUCGAGUCCAAGUCUCCGUUGCCGGACCACCACCAGUACAGCUCCGUCUACGCCGACGGCGCCGGAGAGUCCAAAGCUGAGGUGUAAGACCACCACCACUAACAGCCCCAGAUUCUUCCAGCGUUCCAACCCAUCUUCUCCUCGCUCCCCUUCCACUUUUUCUCUUCUUAAAUCCACCCUUCGCCUCUCUAAUAAUAAGAAAAUGGAGUAAUUUUUUGUGCUUGGAAAAAUGGCAGGCGAAAUGUGGAAUAUGUUUGCAAAACGUCAAAAGUGGGCAAGGAAUGGCAAUAUUCACGGCGGAGUGCAGCCACAGCUUCCAUUUCCCCUGCGUCGCCGGCCACGUGAGGAAUCAGGAAGCGAUCAGGUGUCCUGUCUGCAACUCUCCAUGGACUGAAAUGCCCUUGCUCUCCAUCCACAAUGUCAGCACCGGCCACCCUCAAAAUCAAAUGCCAAAGCUUGCCAAAGAAGAAGGGAAAAAGAUGGAAUUUCCUUCGUCCCCAAGGACGCCUACAUCUCUUAAUCAGCAUACCGGAAGCGGAAACGGGAAGCCUUCUUCAGUGGUGUUGAAAGUUUACAAUGAUGACGAGCCUUUGAUGUCACCCACUUGUGGAGCCAGGUUCAAUCCCAUACCCGAAUCAGACGAGUGCGAUGAAGAUAUUAUUGAAGAAUUUCAAGGAUUUCAGACCACUUCCAGUCCUUUGUUUCAGAAAACAGCUUCCACGUCUUCCAGUAAUGUUGAGUCGAGAAUAUUGCCGGAAUCCGCCGUGUUAUCCGUUUCCCGGAAUCAUCAGACUCUCGUGGUCGUGCUGAAAAUCAAAGCUCCUCCGGCUCCGUUAGUAGCAGCCAGAAGAGCUCCGAUUGAUUUGGUGACAGUGAUUGAUGUGAGCGGGAAAAUGACUAAUGAGAAGCUUCAAAUGGUAAGACGAUCCUUGAGGCUGGUGGUUUCCUCAAUGUCCGCCGCCGAUAGACUCUCAAUCGUGGCGUUCUCGUCCACCUCCAAACGUCUGCUGCCACUGAGGAGGAUGACGACGGCCGGACGGCGAUCAGCCCGACGGAUAGUUGACGCAAUCGUGGCAUUGGAUGGAACAGCACCCGCGUGUGCGAACGAUGCGCUCAAAAAGGCUGUUAAGGUCCUCGAGGAUCGCCGGGAGAAGAACCCCGUUGCCAGCAUCAUACUGUUAUCGGACUCCUUGGAUUUCCACCGCUCACACAAUCAGAGGCGGCAGACGUCGACGGUGUACACCACGCGCAUUACUCAUCUCGAAGUCCCAGCGGUUGCAGUGGGGUUCAAUCCCAGCAGCAGCGCGUUGGAUCAAACGCACCCGGUGGACGACGGUCUCCCGAAAUGCAUCGGGAGCUUACUGUGCGUAAUGGUGCAGGAUUUGCGGGUGAAUUUAGGGUUUAUUCCGGGCGGGUCGAAUCAGGCGGAGAUAUUGGGGGUUUACUCGUACGCGGGGCGGGCCGCUGCACUCGGAUCGGGUGUGAUCCGUCUGGGUGAGCUGUUCGCGGAGGAAGAAAGAGAGCUGCUGGUAGAAUUAAAAGUCCCAUCAGUGAGUUCACUGGGGCCCCACCACGUAUUGUCCGUUAGAUGCUCAUACAAAGACCCGUCAACUCAAGAGCUAAUCCAAGGUAAAGAACAACCUCUCUUGGUCCCACGCCCACGCGCCGUCCGAUCAACCACCCCAACCAUCGAGCGCCUGAGAAGCCUCUUCGUGGCCACCCGAGCCGUGGCUGAGUCACGGAGGUUAGUCGAGAAGAGCGACUUAGCCGGAGCUUACCAGAUGCUGUCGUCGGCUCGGAACAUGGUGUUGCAAGCCGGGUCCGGCGACGAGGUGGUGCGCGGCUUGGAAGCUGAGCUGGCGGAGUUGCAUUGGAGAAGACAGCAGCAGAAUCAGGUCCGGCGGAGACAGAACGUGGAGAGGAGACCGGCUGCUAACUUGGAUGAGAAAUCGAGUGAGCCGCUCACGCCGACAUCGGCUUGGAGAGCGGCGGAGAGACUGGCUAAAGUUGCCAUUAUGAGGAAAUCCAUGAACAGAGUCAGCGACUUGCACGGCUUCGAAAAUGCCAGAUUUUAGACCUUUUUUUUUCUUUCUUUUGGUUUAAUACUAUGUGAAAAAAGAAAAAGAUAAAUUAGCUGCAGUAUUGUAAAAAAUAAUUAUUCAGAAAAAAAAAAAAGAAAUGGAAAACCUAGGGAGUAAAAUAGCGACAAAAGGUACUGGACGGAUUGGCGCUUUCUGCAAGAGGAGGGAAACAAAUGGGUAAUUAGAGAGGAAGAAAGAAAAACAGAAAAAAAAAAACCCACAACCCACAAUGGUGUGAUUGAUUGAGGGUCUUUUUUAUUUUGUUUAGGGGAGAAAGAAGGCUCUUUUUGUCCUGAAAUUUAAUUUUCAUACCUUUGAGCCUUUUCUCCCACUUUUUUUUUUCCCCCCCUUUUCAUUUUAGGUUUAAUUUUAUAGUGCAAAGUAAUAUGUAGAGAGGAUUGGAUGAUGAUAAUGGAAAUGAACAGAAAUAAAGCCUUUUUCUUUUUUUUUCCUUCUUCUUUUUUGGCGUUGAUGAUUGAUGAUUCCCUUGUGGUCCGA